Molecule: messenger RNA, 1447 nt
Organism: Scylla paramamosain (green mud crab)
Lineage: Eukaryota; Metazoa; Arthropoda; Malacostraca; Decapoda; Portunidae
Product: protein phosphatase 1 regulatory subunit 42-like
Exons: 10
Coding region: 256-1365 (369 amino acids)
Molecular function (GO): protein binding
Source: RefSeq, a predicted model, not a curated record
AAGCAGCCGCCCGUCUCCAUGGCAACGUGUCAACAAGAAAGGGUGGCGGCCCGGACCUUCUACUCACCUUCACAAACACACUACUUGGCCGGCCGCGGGGCAAACAGGUGAGAGCACAGGUCCAAUUAGCGCCCCGACGUACCUGAAGGGAGAUAAGAGAACGCAGCUGAAGAGGGAGUACGCCAGAUUUCGUACAGCCCUGAGCAGUCCCCACCAGGCGCAGAUAAGACGGGACAUAGUGAGGGGCGCCGGGGGAUGGUGGGCGUGAACAGGGAAACACUGUGGGCGUGGCUGGGGCAUCCUGACGCGGUACGGGGCAAGAGAGACGCCAAGGCCAACAGACGGAGGCGAAGAAGGGGGAAGAGGUCGCCCGCGUCUGAGGCUGCAGGAGGGUCGGAGGAAGACAAGGGCGAAGAGGAGGGCGAUGACGGAGAGAGGGAAAUGUUAGAGGAGGAUGGUGAGGCGCAGCAAGGGGAGGAGAGCGAGGAUGAGGAGGAGAGGAAGUGGAGGGAUAGUUACCUGGCGAGAGUGACGCACCUCCACCUGCAGAACAAAGGCAUCACGCAUCUGGAGGACGUCGGUGCGUGUGGGGGAGCGCUCGUGGCAUACCUGCAGCACAACCACCUGACGAGACUCAUCAACCUCCGCCAUCUGCGCCAUCUUCAGGAGCUGUAUCUUCAGGAUAAUGACAUCACCAGACUGGAGGGACUACGGGAGCUGUGCAAUCUGCGUCGCCUCCUUGUGUCCGGGAACCGCGUCGGGGUGGUGGAGGGCCUACCGCGGGGCCUGACGGAGCUACACGUGCAGGACCAGCGGCUACCCCUUGGCGACGCCCUCAUCCUGGACCCCCACGCCUUGGCCGCUGUGCAGGACACCCUGAGAGUCCUGGACGUGCGCGGCAACAGACUCACCGAGAUGGGUGCCGUGGGUCUGCUAGGCCGCCUGCAGGUGUUACGCGCCGCACACAACGACCUGUCCUCGCUGUCUCACCUGGGUACUGUGCUGGGCCGCCUCACGCACCUCAAACACCUGCACCUCAUUGGCAACCCAGUCACCGCCCACCGCCGCUACCGCCCCGCCGCCAUCCUCGCCGCCUCCCCAACGCUUGAGACGCUGGAUGACAAGCCGGUGACAGCACACAACAGAGACUUCCUUGUGCAGGCUGACCGGUACCGCGCCGCCCGCAGGGAGACAAGCCAGCAGCCUCCCGCCGCCCCCUCCACCAGCGGCAGCAAGGUCUCCGCGCCCAUCCAGCCUGAGCCUCAUCUGCUCUUCAUCCCCGUCACCCCCCGCAGACCUUGCCCACGAGGCGCCCGCUACGGGGCCGCGCUUCGUGCUGGGGGCGCUGCGCCGGCCAGAGUUUGACCUCAUCCUGCGGCGUGCUGAGCGGAGGAGGGAACGACUGCGAGGGUCGUCCAAACCUUCCCGGGACCCCGAGACAAGCGAG